AUGGGUGCUAACACCUGCGACGGAGACGUCUAUAUCCAUAACUUGGCCACGUUCAUCAAAUCUCACGAGCGCCAGCUAGCCAAUGCCUUGGUGGCCUACAAGAAGAGUGCUCCUAAGACAAGCACAGCUGACAAGCCCAAUUCCCUGCCGAGACAACAUCAACAGACGACAAAGCCGGUCAGGCUGUCUCUUUCUCUGCACCAUCUGUAUUUUUUACUCGGUAAAUUCCAGGAACUGGGCAUCAGCGUAGGCCCAAUGAACAUUCGACUAGAUAAUAUUGAUACCGAAAGCUCCAACAACUACGUUUCAUUUUUGAGUGAAUUUCAAAGGAACAAGGCCAUACAAUCGGACGCUCAAUCGAUUCACUCGAUGUCCAGUGUCAAGUCAGUUAUGUCGAGCGUUUCAGCCCUGUGGACCACGCUAAGCUCAAGUGGCCAAAAGGGAGACAAUAUUAUCAACGAUCUCAAAUACCUAUAUUCUGCAUUUACAAAACUCCCCUGUCUCAGGUUGGCGACAGAUCCCAAUGCCAAGCUGAUCGAAGGCCAUGAAGAGUAUCCUUUCGACACGUCAACGCCUAUAAAGAUAUUCAAAAACCUUUCUGUCCUAGAGAUCUCAGAUAUGGAUCCGAAAGAGAUCUAUGGCUGGCAUAUACUGAGCGAAAACAUUAGAUUCUUGGUUGUCAAACGUACUAACAUCACAGAUCCAUACGACAUUCUUGUUACAUUGGUCAACGACGACAUAAACAAGCGUGGGUCAAUGUACUCUGAGGAUUCAGAGCCAUCGCCUUCUUCUACUGCUUCUCUCGCAAUUCCGAUGGCCAAAAGAGGCUCUUUUUCUUCCCCCUCAGUUCACAACUCCACAAGUUUUUCUAAUUCAUAUGGAUCUUCCCACCACCACUACCUCAGCGGAUCACUUCCAGAAACCACGUCACCACCAUCAUCCUAUUACGCUUCACGACUUCCCACUGACGACAAAUAUGCAUUGAUUCCUAGAAGACAAUAUCAUUACCACCAUAAAUCACGCUACACCCCGAAAGAUACACUACCUACCAUUGACCAGAUUCCUAUUUCCUCAAACCCGCAUGAAUUUUCUAAGAUUCACUGGAAAUUAUUGAAACAUUUGUCGCUCACAGAGAACAAAAUAACAAGAAUUAGCGAAGACGCGUUCACCAAUUUGGAGAAUCUAUCGUCUCUUGACUUGUCGUACAAUAACUUGACGGAGAUCCCUCACGGGGCACUGGCAAAACUUCAUAAUCUUAAGUCACUGAACCUUUCAUUUAACAAGCUGGUUAACACCAAAACGUUUCCCAAGACGCUGAACAAGUUGACCAUUCUCAACUUGCGUGGUAAUCAAUUAUCAAACUUGGAUACUUUGGAGAAUGCCACAUCGUUGGAGAAAAUUGAUCUGCGACAAAACAAGCUGACUAAGGUUGCUGAGAUGAAGCCGCUUUUCUUGCUGAAUAAUGACGUUGUGAAGCUCAACAUCUUGUACUUAGUUGGUAAUCCCUUGGCCAGCAACAGAGGUUACAGAAUCGAGUUAUUCAAUUUGUUCAAUGGAGUUGACUACUCAAAUGAUCUACGCAUUGAUGGCUCAAAACCUGGAAUAUUCGAGUCGAGAUUAUUGCUUGAUGCAAAGUCUGCUCAAUUGAAGCUAAAUAAGUUUUUGGACGCUAGCAUUAUUUCGAAGAUGGCCGAAAGCGUUUCCACGAUGAACAUCAAUAAGAUAAUCACCACGACGACAACCGGAGAUAAUUCGAUGUCAUCGGAUAUGCUGAAUAAUCGCAUGAGCUCACAGUCUCGAGUGAGCACGUCUUCCAAAGAAAAACGCGAGGAUGCACGGGAUUCGAUUGAUUCAAGGGUCUCACAACGGUCCAAGCCUCCGCCAUUGAAUUUGGACACUAAUAAGACUCAGAUGCCAACACCUCAACCUCAAGCUCAGAUAUUGACGCCCAACAAGAAUCUACUAAAUUCUUCUGAUCACAUGCUUCCACCGCAGAAACCUUUUUCCCAGAAAACAUCGUCUGUGCAAUCUUCGAGUACAGGAAACUUGUGGGAACAAAUUAGCUCAGCGGUGCCGGUAUCUGAGACCAUCAGGACCUCAACGUUGGCUACCCCAAUUAGUGCGAACUAUACUUUUGAAAAGCCUCAGUUGGAUCAAGGGUCCCAGCUUCCUUCACCAGUUGCUUCAAGCCAGCCGUCGAGGGCGGUGUCAAUUGACGAGAAUGUGUAUCCCUCAGGGGUAAUUUUGACACGGCAGGUCAAUGCUUCGAAUUCUUCACUGGCCACAACCUCUUCGAGAAAGCCAUCUCAGGAAGCCAACCCAAUCAACAAGAUUAGCCUGGCUGCACCGGCGCUUCCAGUGAUCACGCAAGCCACCACAAUGACCACAGUUUCUUCGGAUCCUCCUACGCCUCAUAGUCAGCGUCGCAGCGCAGACAAUGACUACUUUGCCGGUGCUGUAACUUUACAGAGUCCGAUCAAAGCUCAGACUUUCCGUCACUCUGACACCAGAAUUGACCCGAAUCCUGAUUCAGCAGCCAUAGACAUUUCCAUUAUGAACAUGAUACGCGAAACCAAAGAUGAAGCCGGCCAGCCAGAGGCCGAUUCCAAAGAGGAGCUUUCGCAGGGACGCAAGAUAUCAGUUAGUUAA
Molecule: messenger RNA, 2649 nt
Organism: Ogataea haglerorum
Lineage: Eukaryota; Fungi; Ascomycota; Pichiomycetes; Pichiales; Pichiaceae
Exons: 1
Coding region: 1-2649 (882 amino acids)
Cellular component (GO): cytoplasm
Molecular function (GO): protein kinase binding
Source: RefSeq, a predicted model, not a curated record